AUGGCUUCCAUUACCAUUUCCAACCCAUUACUCUGUUCCAUCUUCUUCCUACUUCUUCUCCAACGCCACUCCGCCGCCGCCCAGAACAACCCAGUUCGCACCGCUUACUGGUUCUCCGGCUCCGAUUUUCCGGCGGCCGAUAUAGACUCCACUCUUUUCACACAUCUCUUCUGCGCAUUCGCCGAUCUCGAUCCCAACACAAACCAAAUCACCAUUCCUUCUUCCAACGCCGUCCGAUUCUCCACUUUCACUCAAACCGUUCGCCGGAAAAAUCCCUCCCUCAAAACCAUCUUAUCCAUCGGCGGAGGCGCCGCCAACACAGCCCAUUACGCUUCCAUGGCCAGCAACCCCAAUUCCCGCAAAUCCUUCAUCGAUUCCUCAAUUUCUCUGGCCAGAUCCAACAAUUUCGACGGCCUCGAUCUCGAUUGGGAGUAUCCAUCCACCCCAAACCAAAUGACGUCGUUUUCUACUCUGUUCUCCGAGUGGCGGGCCGCCAUCGAAACAGAAUCCCAAAGCUCCGGCAAGCCUCGCCUGCUUCUCUCCGCCGCAGUUUUCCGGUCAUCCAACUAUUACGGAGUCCCGAUUCCCGCUCAGUCGUUAGCCGCUAAAUUGGACUGGAUCAACGUCAUGUCCUACGACUUCUAAGGCCCCGGUUGGUCGCCGAGCUCCACGGCGCCGCCGGCCGCUCUGUACGGUUCCUCCAGCCAAGUCAACGGCGACGCCGGCAUAACGUCAUGGAUUUCCGCCGGAGUUCCGCGCAACAAAAUGGUGAUGGGCAUCCCUCUGUACGGGAAGUCGUGGACCUUGAAGGAUCCGAAUGUGCACGGCGUCGGAGCACCCGCCGUCGCCGUCGGCCCCGGCGACAACGGGAUCCUAACUUACGUUCAGGUAGAGGAAUUCAACCGGAAGAGCGAUGCGACGGUGGUGUACGACAUAAGAACGGUGUCGGCAUAUUCGUACGUGAAGGCUUCUUGGGUUGGAUACGACGACGACAAGUCGACCACAACGAAGGUGCAGUUUGCCCAAGCGCUUGGCCUCCGUGGCUAUUUCUUUUGGGCUCUCAGUUACGAUACUCCGGAUUGGAAGAUUUCUACCCAUGCCUCAAAUGCGUGGGUCGAUGUCGACGACCACUAUUGAAAUUUGCGGAUGGAGUUGGACAGUUUCAAAUAAAUAGCUUUCACGGCUGUAUUAUUGUUUUUUUUUUUGUAGUACUAGUAUUAUUAAUGAUUGACUAUAUCUAUAUAUUCUCCAAAUUAUUAAAUAAUGUUACAAAGCUAAUAUAUUUAUUCAUGAUAACCAAA
This is a messenger RNA of Momordica charantia (bitter melon), 1301 nucleotides long. RefSeq names its product class V chitinase CHIT5b-like. Gene Ontology annotation, molecular function: chitin binding; chitinase activity. The record is from RefSeq and is a predicted model, not a curated record. Gene Ontology annotation, cellular component: extracellular region. Gene Ontology annotation, biological process: carbohydrate metabolic process; chitin catabolic process. NCBI's taxonomy places the organism in Eukaryota, Viridiplantae, Streptophyta, Magnoliopsida, Cucurbitales, Cucurbitaceae.